AUGCGUUCUGUGCCGAGAAAGCGCAAGGUUUUGUCUUUUGAAGAAAAGUUUGCGAUUGUAAAUGCGGUUUCCGCGGAUGAGAAAAAGAAGGAGGUUGCUGCACGAUUUAACAUCCCAGCCAGCUCCCUGUCGACGAUAUUGAGUGCGAAGGACAGCAUCCGCGAGGCAGCGGAGUCGGGCACGGGCUCGAAGAAGAAAAGACUGAAGAAGUCAACGUACACUUAUGUGGACAAGGCUGUCUUCACCUGGUUUCUGGACACAAGGGCACGCAACGUGCCCAUAAGUGGCGCAAUCCUGCAGCAGAAAGCGAAGGAUUUUGCGUCUGUUCUUGGCCAUGACAAUUUCAAGGCAAGUAACGGUUGGCUGCAAGGGUUCAAGAGCCGACACGGUGUCGUCGGUAGAGUGAGUAGCGGCGAGUCCUCAUCUGCUGACAGCGAUGCCUCUGCCUCAUGGGUGGCCGAGAAGCUGCCUGGCAUCUUGGACCGCUAUGAGGCGGCGGACUUGUACAACGCCGAUGAAACGGCGUUGUUCUACCAGAUGUUGCCGAAUCGCACGCUGGAGCUUAAAGGGCACGAUUGUCGAGGCGGAAAGUAG
Messenger RNA from Rhipicephalus sanguineus (brown dog tick), 594 nucleotides. Its product is annotated as tigger transposable element-derived protein 4-like. The coding region runs from base 1 to 594 and encodes 197 amino acids. The transcript has a single exon. Lineage: Eukaryota; Metazoa; Arthropoda; Arachnida; Ixodida; Ixodidae. The record is from RefSeq and is a predicted model, not a curated record. Gene Ontology annotation, cellular component: nucleus. Gene Ontology annotation, molecular function: DNA binding.